AUGGCGCACGCGCUGGAGCGCUGGUGGACGCGCGCCGAGGAGCUGGAGCUGCUGCGGCCCAGUGACAAGGCUCAUUUGGAGGCGGUGAUGGCUAUCCUCGCUAUGCGGAGCUGCGCAGCCGCACGCACCGAGACGCACAUGCCGGACGGCUCCAUCGACAUCACCGACUUCUCCGCCGGCCGCAGCCUUGGGCUGCAGCAAGCGGCGCCGGAGGCUGCGGACAGGAGGGCGGAGGAGGAGAAGGCGAGGCGGCGCGCAAAGGCGGCGGAGGCAACGGCGGCCAAGAAGGAGGCCAAGGCGAAGAACAAUAAGGCCAAGAAGGCGCCGUCUGCUUUCGCGCUCGAGGAGGAGCGGAGGGCGAAGGCUGCGGCAGAGGUUCGCGCACAGGAGGAGAAGGCGGCGCAGCUGGCUGCUGAGCAGGAGGCGGCGAGGCGGGCGGAGCGGGAGGCGGCAGAGCUAGCGGGUGCGGCAGAGCGGGCGGCGCUGCGCGAGGAUGCGGAGCUGGCAGAGGCGCUGCGCCGGUCAGAGGUGGAUGCGGAGGAGGCGCUGGCGCGUCGGGUGUCGCGGUGCGAGGAGGCGGUGAGCAGCGAGUCGACCGGCGGCGGCGGGGACUUGGUGCGGCGUGUCGAGCGGCUGGAGGCGAGCCUUGGCGCGGCGACCGAGGGCAGCCUCGAGGAGCGGGUCGGCGCCAUCGAGCGCUUGAUCGGGCCAGAGGCGGGAGAGGCGGCGGAGCAGCAUCUGCCAGUCACCGAGCCGAUUGCUGCCGUCUCACUAGCCGACGCCUGCCUCGACACGGGGCGGCCGGCUGCCCCCGAGUCCACGAUGGGGGGAGAGACCACGUGCAUCGUGUGUUUCGCGAGAGUCAAGUCGCAUGCGGCGGUUCCGUGCGGGCACUUGUGUGCUUGCGGGCCAUGCUCUGAGCUGAUGCGAAUUUGUCCUUACUGCCGCGAGCCAGUGAUGAUGUGGAUGGUUCCGCGUCCGGUCUAG
Molecule: messenger RNA, 987 nt
Organism: Emiliania huxleyi CCMP1516
Lineage: Eukaryota; Haptophyta; Isochrysidales; Noelaerhabdaceae
Exons: 3
Coding region: 1-987 (328 amino acids)
Source: RefSeq, a predicted model, not a curated record